ACAAAUGGGGCUGGCAACGGAAAGCUCAUGUAGAUGUCGCCACCAUAAUUCUGUCCCUGUCAAGUUGUUUGAGGUUGUGUGUCAUUUUGAUUCGGUUGCGUUUCAGGCGAUAUUAUACUACCAUCCGUGAGUGUUAAGUGUUAAAACAAGUUUAAAUUGAUUAAUAACAAUGUAUUCUACAUGGACAGUUCCUCAACUGAAAAAGGAAUUGAAGGAACGAGGUGCUUCUUUACGUGGAAAAAAAGCAGACCUAAUCGAAAGAUUGGAGAUUUACGACCAGAAUUUCAACUUCGGAAAUCGGGAAAAUGUUGAAACAGACGAUCCAGCGAUGAAAUUACCUUCUAAUGAGUGCUACCGUGACAUAAAUAGUCACACAAAAUUACCUCCAUUAAAUAAAACACAAAUAAGACAUUAUUUAUCAUACACUAGCAAAAAAAUGGAUAAAGUGGCUCAACUGUAUGAAUCUCGACACUUAGUUACAGCACGAUCCCACACCUCAUCAAAUGAAACAUAUAUCAAAGGGAUUUGCAGAAAAAGUAUGAAGAAACUGCAUUAUAGUGUAGAUAUUAAAUUCGAUGAAUAUGGGAACAUCAUGGAAGCACACUGUGAGUGUCCAGCAGGUAGCGGAAGUAAUGCUUCAUGUAAACAUGUUGCUGUUCUUUUAUUUGGCAUAGAACAUAUGGUACAUGCAAAACAAAUUUUAUUAUUUGAAACCUGCACUCAGAAGUUGCAGCAAUUUCAUGUACCAACAUCUCGAUAUUCAGGAACACCUAUCCGUGCCGAAAAAUUGACACGUAGAAGAAAUUUGCCAGUAAUAUUUGAGCCCUAUCCUGUCAAUAAAAUAAACAAAAUCAACUAUGAUAGUAGGGUUCGAAGUUUGGUUUUAAAUUUCCCUAAUAGCUCUAUGCCUCUCAAACAAAUGUAUGAACCUGCCAAUCCCUAUAGCUUAGAGAUAGAUCACAAUUAUACUCUAGAAGAUAAAAAAUCAAAAAUCUUGAAAAAUUUGCUGGUGUCAGAAAUAACUGAGGAUCAAAUAAAAAAAAUUGAAGAGGAAACACGUUUUCAAAGCAACAGUGAUGAAUGGCAUAACCAAAGGCAGAAACAUAUAACGGCUAGCACGUUCCAUACAAUAUGUCAUUUAAGAGAGACAACAAUGAAGGUCUACGCAAAACAACUGCAACAAAAGAAGAAAACAUUCUUCAGCAGAGCAACAAGCCAUGGCAUUAUAAAUGAAAAAAUUGCAUUAGACAAAUAUUGUCAAAUGUAUGACCUCAUAGCAGAGCCUUGUGGGCUUUUCAUCAGCAAAGAACGGCCUCAUCUUGCAGCUUCACCAGAUGCAUUGUUGGGUUCAGAGACUACGAUAGAAAUAAAAUGCCCAUAUGCAAGCAGAUCUCAAAAUAUAACCUCUACAAGUGUGCCUUAUUUAUAUGAAAUUGAUGGUAUUUUGAAUUUAAAGAAAAAUUCUCCAUAUUAUUACCAAAUUCAGGGGCAGUUGUACUGCACUAAUAGAAAAUAUUGUAACCUGGUGAUAUACACCUAUAUUGAUUUAAAAGUGGUAUAUGUUUACAGAGAUGAACAAUUUAUAAAAGAAAUGUUAUUGAAAUUAGAUAAUUUUUUUGAAAAUUAUUAUAAGGGUGAACUUUUAAAUAAGUAUUUAUAUUAUAAUUAUGAAGAUUUUAAUAAAUAAUGAA
Molecule: messenger RNA, 1691 nt
Organism: Helicoverpa zea (corn earworm)
Lineage: Eukaryota; Metazoa; Arthropoda; Insecta; Lepidoptera; Noctuidae
Exons: 3
Coding region: 170-1687 (505 amino acids)
Molecular function (GO): zinc ion binding
Source: RefSeq, a predicted model, not a curated record